Messenger RNA from Episyrphus balteatus (marmalade hoverfly), 6151 nucleotides. RefSeq names its product AT-rich interactive domain-containing protein 2 (gene Bap170). The transcript has 12 exons. Gene Ontology annotation, molecular function: DNA binding. Lineage: Eukaryota; Metazoa; Arthropoda; Insecta; Diptera; Syrphidae. Gene Ontology annotation, biological process: regulation of DNA-templated transcription. The record is from RefSeq and is a predicted model, not a curated record. Gene Ontology annotation, cellular component: SWI/SNF superfamily-type complex. Bases 143 to 5968 code for a protein of 1941 amino acids.
CGCCUUGAAAAACCCACUGUGUCAAAACAAAAGUCGGCGUUCUUUUUCUUUUUUUCUACAAAAAAAAUUUAAUUUUAUUUUAUUUUAAAUAUAUUAACCAAAGUCUGACUAAACAUUUAAUGUUUUUAAAACCUAAACCAACAUGUCCACAACUGAAUUAAUUCAAUCGGCUGUUCCAUUGCCCGCACAAACCGAAGAUGGCGUGUCUAAUUGCAAAGUUGUUGGCCUCAAAAGAGAAAGACGCACCGACGAAUCGGCCGAACAAGAUCGAGGAACAUUUUUUCGCGCUCUACAAAGUUUUCAUGAAUCUCGAAACACUCCAAUCACUCGUCUUCCCAAAAUAAAUGGCCGUGAAGUUGACCUAUAUGAUUUGUACAAUGAGGUCACUAACCGCGGCGGCUGGCUGAAGGUCAACAUUCGCAAUGAAUGGGACGAAAUGGUACAAUGUCUUGGAUUCCAACAGAAUUGUGUUAAUGCAUCUGUGGCGAUUAAAUCGAUUUACACACGUUAUUUGGAUAAAUAUGAGAAAUUGCAUUUCCUCGGUGAGGAUCCCGACAAAAUAGAUGAUUUGGACGAUGAUGGAAGACCGAAAAAAUGGUCAUCCAAAACGUAUAAUUAUUCUAUUCCCAUGACUUAUAACUACAAACAACACGAUUUGAAUGAAGAACAAAGAAAUGCAAAUCGAAUGUCGGAGGAUUUGUACAAAGAAUCGGAAUAUGAUAAAUUGUUGCUUUCUUUGAUAUCUCCACUUCCGAAUGAACAGGAUUUUGCAAUCAAUGUGUGCACGCUAAUGUCCAAUGAGAGCAAACACACAUUGAAGUUGGAUCAUUGUCCGAAAUUGCUUGACGCUUUGCUGGCACAUGCUGGAGUAUUUUGUCAUUAUACCAUGCGUGAACUUUUCCAAGAGCUAUACACUAAUGUAAGAAAGCAUUCGCUGCAAACAUUCUGGAAGGAUCUACUCUACGAUAAGCCACAAAUUCUAGAACUCUCUUUCGACGAUUAUACAAGUGAAAAAGACAUGGAAGAUUGUGAAUCAGAUAGUCCAACAAAUGUUAAAACCUUUCAAGAUGGUUUAAAUGCCGAUACAGAAGAUGUAUACAUGCGUUCUCUGGAUUUUCUUUCCUUAGGCCCUGGACUUGGCACUCAGGAAUACAUUGGUCAGCGUGUUCAUCAAGUUUCAUCGAUCAUAAGAAAUCUAAGUUUUUACGAAGAAAACACAAAUGUGUUGGCAAAAAAUCGAACAUUUGUAAGAUUUCUAGUUAUGGGUGCUAACAUUCGUUGGGGAAAUCUUCAUCAUAUGGUAUUGGAUAUGUUUGGAAAUAUCGCUUUGGAAUUAGAUUUAUUAGAUCCAACAAAUGAUGAGCUGACACGUUGUUUGAUGUCGACAAUUUGUGAGGGAAUUGAAUCUUCAGAUCGUGGAGUUAUCAUAAGUUGUUUGGAAGUGUUGUAUAAAAUUUGCCAACAAGAUAGCAAUGAAGAUCACAUUCACAAGUGUCUCGAUCAAAAGUUUUAUGAUACUUUGUGUUUAUAUUUAUCAUUGAAUGAUAUAAUGUUGUUGCUGUACACUUUGGAAGCGAUUUAUGCACUCAGUUCGUUGGGACAUAAGUCAUGCAAUUCACUGGUCCAGGUUAAAGGUGUCAUUAAUUCCCUAAUGUCACUGAUUACAGUUGAGGCACAAUCUUAUGGGCCCGAUGGAUGUAUUCUAAUGCGAGUUGUCGAAACAGUUCCAGGCAAUAUGCUGCCCAUGGUUGCCCAAAAUAUAGCUAACAUUGCAAAUUUACAAAACGUUAUCCAAACAACUCAGCCACAACCACAACAACCUGAAACAACUUCACUUGGUCGAGCUUCCCCAGCACCAGUUCGGCCACUUCAGGAAGCUACCCCAACACAGAGAACAAACUCUCCCAUUCCUACAACUCAAGAUCAUGAAAACUUUGCAUUGUCUUGGCUAAGUGCUACCUUCGAACCAACACCCUCACCUGAUAGCCGAGUUGAACAACAAGAACUCUAUCGCAUGUAUUUGUCGGCUAUUCAAAAAUGUGGUCGACGUGGAAUCGUAUCACACACUCAAUUCCCCCGAAUGGUUCGUACUAUUUUUGGAGGUCAAGUUGUUCCAAAUUAUAAUAAAAAAGUUGAGAAUCCCGAAGGCACCAAAGUCUAUUAUGUUUGUAUUCGACUUCGUGCAAAUCCAUUGCCGAUUCAAAUGAAAGUCUCAUCAUCACCAAAAGGUUUUAAAGAUGGAAAACAAAAGCUUGAACCGGGUUCAAUUAAGAAGACAAAGAAAAAAGUUCGAUUACAAGAACAAUUGAGACAAGAACAAUUGCAAAAACAGGUUAUUUCACCUUCACCAAUGAGUCCUGUCAAUGUUCAAAAGCCAACACAAAUUAUAAGCACACCAGUAAAUCAACAAAAUAUCGUUAAAGUUGAAUCGAAUGUGCAGAUUCAACCGCCCCAGCAGCCUCAACCCACUCAGCAGUAUCAAAUUAUUGCACAACCUCCUCCAAAAGUUGAACAACAAGUAGUUAGUACUCCAAUAAAAUUGCCACCAUUAACACAAACAUCAAAAAUAUCAAACCCCAACCAACCUCAAAUCAUAGGAAAUGUUCUUCUAACUCCUCAAACAACUCUAGUUCAACAAACUGCCAAACCAAUUCAAAUUACAACUAUUGCUGAGCAACCCCAAGUCGCUAUUCAACAUCAUAUUGCACCUCAGACUCAGGGUCAAUCGCAGCUACAAAUUCAAACAACUCAAUCACAACAACAAAUACAAAUUCCAAUAUCUUCAUCAGCAUCAUCAACAACAACUGCAUCAUCGAAUGGUGGUAAUGGUGGUACACAAGCACAACCAUCUUCGUCGUUAGUUAAAAGCCUAUUGGCAAAUAAGGUAACAUCUUCCCCCACAGCUACAGCUAUUACUACUACCAAUACUACUUCUGCUACUACCAAUGCCAAUAUCCCUGCUGCUGUUGUAAUCGAUACAAAUAAUGCGAGUGCAGCUCUAAGUACUCCUCAAAGUUGUUUGAUUACCCAAAGUGUUAAUUUGCAUCAGGUUGCUCAACGUCAACAAAAACAAAAGGAACUUGCUGCCCAACAACAGCAACAACAACAAAGUUCCCCAAUGAAAAUGGCCAGCACAUCACUCAGUGCUGUUGUUAACAAUCCAAUGAUGCACACAACACCAAUCAAAGUUGGUCAAACUACCAUUAAACCUUUGAAUAACAAUGGAAAUGAUAAGAAGACAACUAUCAUUAGUAGUGAGAAUUCGGACAAUUCCAAUUGGGAUCCAAUUCCACCGUUGGCUCCUCUUAGUUCUGGCACAUUGAUCCGUUCAAAUGUUAUCAUACAACAGCAGCAAAUUCUGUCGGCAAAUGAUGAUUCAAGUUCAGCUUCUAUGGCUUCCAGUGUUAUAAGUUCAUCUCAGAUUGAAGGUGACGGUUCAUUUGCUAGCUUUGAAGGUCUACUGAUGUCCAAGUCGAAUAAAAUUGUUAGUACCUUUGGUAUUGAUGACGACAGCUCUAAAGAUUCACUGAGUCGAGGUUCUAAAGACAGUGUGAGGAUUGUGGGUGCCAAUCAAAUGCUUGUUGAUUUGUUGGACAAAAAGGCUUUGGAUCCACCUAUUAGUGGAAAACGUAAACUCGAUGACGAUUCCGAAGAAUCGCAGGAAAAGAAAAUUCUUCUCGAAAUCGAACCAAAAGUAACUGCCUCCAAAAAUGCAGCUAAUUUAUAUGCAGAAAUGGCAGCAUCCAUUCUAGAAGAUGAAGAUUUAGAAGAAGAAACAUCAGCGCCACCACCGCAACAGCCAACUGUUAUUCAACAGACAAAGUUGGCAAUCCAACAACAACCAGAGCCACAAAAUCAGUUAAUUUCUGUGCCGGUUAAUAUGCAGCGCCAACUCAUAAUGAAUCCCAAUAAUCCUCAUCAGAUGAUUCUGUCGCAAGGUCCUCAACAAACAAACCUUCCAACAGCUACGGCUACAAUUAAAACCGACCAAGGUCUCCAAACUGUCAAUUGCAUCUUGCAAAAGAAUGCAAUGGGUCAACAGAUCCUUCAGCCAGUGAUGCCACAGCAGCAACAACCACAACAACAAACACAGUAUGUACUCGCUACCAAUCCUCAAGGGCAGACCUAUCUUGUGGCUCAGCAAACAACUCAGCCCCAACAACAGACUCAGCGUUUGUUGGUCACUCAAACGCCACAACAACAAGCUGCCGGUACAAAAACCAUCAUCAUUCUCCAGCAACAAGGUCAACCUGUUGGUCAACAGCAGAUGAUUACCACAUCUCAGCCUCAAAAGGUAAUCAUGACAACGGCACAGGGUCAGCAGAUGAUUGUUACUCAAAUGCCACGUCCAGUGCAACACCAGAUCUAUAUGAAUACUGGCGGAACCAAUGUCAUUCAAACUGGCCCAAUGCCCGUCCAGCAACAAAUGAUACAAAAACAGAUUCAAACUCAGCCUGGAAAUGCUAAUAUACUCUCUCAGCUUUCACAUAUCCCAGCUACAAUUAAAAUUCAUCAGUCUUCAGUUCCUCAGUCUUCUACAACAACAUCAGCAACCACCACAUCGUUGCCACGUCUUGGGAAAUCCGUCUCCAUUGUUCAACAACAGGGCAUUCCCCCACCACAGACGCAAGUAACUCCAGCUGUAAUGCAAGCGCAGAUUGUUCAGCAUACAGGAACUCCAGGUGGAACAGAAAAACGACAAGUUAUCAUUUCAAGUGGCAGAACAAUCGAAUAUGCCGAUUCUUCAACGCAACAGGGGCCUCAGAUGGUCCGAAUGAUACAACCGGCCCCGGCAAAACCUCAACCACAAAAAGUAUCUUCGGUACAAAUUCAGAAACCCAAUAUUCGACCAGCUUUGCAGGUUCAACAGCAAUUAGUUUCAACAACUCCAGCAGUGACACCAGUGAAAAUUCCAACUCCACCACCUGCUCCACCUGCACUUGUGCCAAUUUCAAACCCAUCAUCCAUUCCAACUCCAGCACCACCAACUACUCCCAAGUUAAAUGCACCUGCCAAAGUCAAACUUGAGAUAAAGACCGAAAUAAAAACGGAAAUUAAAACCGAGAUAAAAGUUGAACCGAAGGUGGAAAAGAUGGACGAAGAUCCACCUAUCGAUCCGAAUUGGCUUUUCGUAUGUGAUUGGCGCAAUUGUGCCAGAAAGAAGUUCAAAUCUAUUUCGGAUUUACAUCAUCAUGCUUGUUUGGUUCAUUGCCCGGAGCAUUUAGAUGUUGGUGCAGAAAUCUUUUGCCAAUGGGGCACAGGACCGGGAUUAUGUGAUGGUAUUCCACGCAAACGAUUCUCAUUGAUGACUCAUAUUCUAGAUAGACAUUUGACUUUAGAGAGUCUUAGAGGAGGAGUUCAACGGCGUCUAGCCAAUGGUGCACAUGCCACUAACACUGGGCAGCCAGUUACAAUAAUUAAAAAUUUAGCUGCAGCUGCUGCUGCACAACAACAACAAGCUGCAGAGAGUACACGGGGAACAGCGUCACCAGCUCUCUCAACAUCAUCGAAUGGUUCAAUGCCAUCGACAGGAAGCGCUGCUUUGCAUGCAAUAAAAAGGCACGCAUCCGAUUUCAUCAAUCCCAAAGAGCUUAUGAAUCCCGACUUUGAAAAUUUACUUAGCAUAGAAACUACCGCAAAUACUACUGUUGCUUCGUCUAACAUAAUUCCAAUGCAUCCUGCUUCAAAAUCUGCUUGUUCUACUACUACUUCUACUGACAUCGGUAUGGAUACUUAUUCAAUGCAAAGUAGUUCACAUUCAAUGAUGCCCGAUGGUGACGAAAAUGAGGGUCCAGUAACUAAAAGUAUUCGUUUAACGGCUGCAUUGAUCUUAAGAAAUUUAGUUACAUACACUCCAGCAGCUAAAAGAACACUUCGUCAGUAUGAACCACAUUUGGCAAGCGUUGCUCUAAGCAAUGUUGAAUCCAGUGGAACUAUUUCUCAGAUUUUAUUCGAAUUAAAUAACUGAUAUGAAGAGAAGAGCAAGGAGGAUAUUUUUAUGAAGAAAGUUGAAUAGAUUAUUUUGUAUUGCAUACAUUUGAGUGUUAUCAAUAAUUAUUACAUGCAUUGCAUAUAUAUAUGUUUAUUUUUAAAAAAAGAUAUACUUUGAAAAAUAAAUUACAUUUUGAAUUAAGUUUUUCCUUAAAGUAAA